This is a messenger RNA of Grosmannia clavigera kw1407, 1542 nucleotides long. Its product is annotated as maltose permease. Gene Ontology annotation, molecular function: carbohydrate:proton symporter activity. The record is from RefSeq and is a predicted model, not a curated record. The transcript has 3 exons. NCBI's taxonomy places the organism in Eukaryota, Fungi, Ascomycota, Sordariomycetes, Ophiostomatales, Ophiostomataceae. Gene Ontology annotation, cellular component: membrane. Gene Ontology annotation, biological process: carbohydrate transport; transmembrane transport. Bases 1 to 1542 code for a protein of 513 amino acids.
AUGACUGUUGCAAAGGAGCCAAAGGACGUACAUUCGGCCCAUCUGGAGCACGCGGAUGGCGACGUGGUCCUCCCGGACGAACACGACGAAGGCCAAUGGCACUGUAUCAAGAACAAUAAAGUCUGUGUCGCCUGGCUGUUGUACAUCAUAUUUGUGCUCUGCAUCCAGGGCUUUGAUAACCAGGCUGGCAGCAUCGUCAUUAGCAUCGAGCAGUUCCGCAAAGACUUUGGGUAUUAUUAUGACGGCAACUAUGUUCUCCCGGCGAAGUGGCAGUCUGCCUUCAGCGGUGGACCUGUCGCCAGUGCAAUCGUCGGAGCUCUCAUCUCGGCCCAGCUGGCAGACCGAGUCGGACGUCGAUGGACAAUCCUGGCCACUAUCUGCGUAUCCUUUGUCGGCACAGGCCUAGAGUUUGCUUCGACGACAAAUGCACUCUUCUUCGCGGGCAAGUUUGUCAAUGGUCUCGCUGUUGGUUCAUUCAACACCAUUUGUGUGUCCUACAUCUCCGAGAUUUCGCCUCUGCCGAUCCGUGGUCUCUUCACCGGCCUGUCCAAUGUGUCGCUAUGCAUUGGCCCGUUUAUCUGCACUGGCUUAGGAGAGCGGUAUGGCAACCUCAGCACCAGAUGGGCAUAUCGAGGAAUCUUUGUCGCACAGUGGGGCUUCGGCUUUCUCGGUCUCAUCUUUUGUCCCUUUAUGCCCGAGUCGCCCUGGUGGCUCCUCUCGGUCGGCCGGACAGCUGCAGCCCGACAGGCGCUCUCGCGGCUCAGCGUCCCAGCCAACCAGCUCGACGGCCGACUCGAGCAGAUUCGCAUGACACAGCUGCGCGCCCAGGAGCAGACGGCCAGUGCGAGCUACGUCGCGUGCUUCCGCGGGACAAAUCUGCGCCGCACAUUGCUGACAAUCUGCCCGCUGACGGUGCAGGCGAUGGGGGGUGUCAUGUUCAUCAGCAGCUACCAAACGUACUACUUUGAGCUCGCGGGCAACUCGGUGCACCGGUCGUUCCAGCUCUCUCUCGGGUCGCAGGGCCUCUCGCUCGUCGGCAGCAUCACGGCUAGCUUGCUGAUCGACCGGAUCGGCCGGCGAACAAUUAUCGUGUAUGGAACGCUCGCCAUGGCGGUGCUGCUGAUACUCACCGGUGGCCUAGCAACCGCGACCGAACCCGGAACGCUUCAGGCCACUGUCGGCUUCAUGAUGCUCUACAAUGCCGUGUUCAACUUCUGCCUCGGCUCGGCCGCCUACACGAUCGUGUCGGAGAUCCCGACGUUUGCCCUCCGGGCCAAGAGCAUCGGCAUCUCCAUCGUCUGCCAGCAGGCCCUCUACACGGCCCAGGCGUUUGUGUUGCCGUACAUCUUCAACCCGGACAAGGCCAACCUGGGGGCCAAGACGUCGUUUAUCUACGGUGGCUGCUGCCUUAUCAGUCUGGUGGUGUUGUUUUUCUUCCAGCCGGAGACGAAGAACCGGACGUUUGAGGAGCUGGAUGAGCUCUUUAUGAACAGGGUGCCGGCCAGACAAUUUGCGUCAUAUGUAACGACCGUGCAGAAGUAG